Molecule: messenger RNA, 9358 nt
Organism: Pocillopora verrucosa
Lineage: Eukaryota; Metazoa; Cnidaria; Anthozoa; Scleractinia; Pocilloporidae
Product: spatacsin
Cellular component (GO): cytoplasm
Molecular function (GO): protein binding
Source: RefSeq, a predicted model, not a curated record
GUCGUUUGCUCUUUCCAAGAUGGCGACCGGAAGGAGUAUGCCUGUCAUUUUGAAAAAGUUCAGUCAGAGUCUCAAUCCAGGAGAACUUAAGGAAGUCCAGGUCUCAGAGAAAUUUCGUGUGCUGGUAGCUCUGGGUGAUGACUCCACGUUGAGGCUGUGGAACGUUAAGAAUGAUGCAAACUUUACCCUCGUAGAUGUGAUACAAUUUAAGUGGAGUUCUUGUAGUGACUGCCAGAAUAAAGAAAAUUCAGAGGAGGACUGUUUUGUUGUAUUGAAGAUUGAUGGCAGUAUAGAGUUACAUACUAUUUCCAAUGCAUUUGAAGGUUUCUCAAGCACCUGCAAUGCUGUUGUAACCAAAGAGCUAUUGAAGGGGUUACUAAACGAUAGAGGCAAAGAAUGGCAUAGUGGUGAAGUAAAUCUUAUUUCACUAAACAGAAGUUCUGAGCCCUCCAAACAUGAAGUCAUUAUUUUGGUGGAUACAAUGUUGACUAUACUCUCUAUGGGCCAAAACUCAAUAGCAGAUAUGUUGGUUUGCUUUGAGGUGACAAAUUCAGCCAUGAACAAGGAGAAUGAACACUCAGGUCCAAUAACAGCAGUCAGGAGGUUUCAUAAGUUUAUAUUUACAUUGGUGUCAAGUGGUGUUGUGUUCAUACACAAGAUGGCUGAUUUUGUAGGUUCAAUCAAUAUGUGGCAAUCAGGUGGCUUUUCAGCUCAAGAUUAUGUUGCAAUCCAAGAGAGACCAACUUUUGUAUACCUAGAAGUAACUGAUGAUCUCUCCUUUCUUGUUUGUGGUGAUGGUAACAGCAAUAUUUAUAUGGUAAACCUUGAUGAAUACUUUAAAGAGUUCCCUUCUCAGUGGAUUUGUCCCACCUACUCCAAGAGUAAAGGCCCUUCUUUUUCAAGUGUGAAGUUUCAGUAUGAACUAGAAGAUGAAGAUUCUGUGGCCCGUAAUGCAGAAACGUCUGAUAUUGCCUAUGGGGACAGGGUGUGGAAAACAGAAAUAUUGGCAUUCAGGAAGGGUGUAAAGCAAGCUUGUUGUGAAAAUGGAACAGAUGUAAACCAUUUUUGUAUACCAACAGUAAAGAAAAGGUGGUUUUCUGAUCUAGUUGGCCCUGAUGUUGGACAUCUGUUGGUUGCAUUCAAUAGUUGUGGUGAACAAACCAUAAAAAGUUGUAGCAAGAUGAGUGGAUUUAAUGGAACAAAGAGGGAAGCUGAAGGGACUCCACCUGAAGUAUUACCAUCUCCUGAGAUUUUACACAAAACUAUUUUUGUUAGAUGUGAAGACUGGAUGAAAGUGUACAAGUUGAAGGGAAUAUGGGUGACACCAGCUUCAUUCUUACUUUGUUUCAAGCCGCAAAGACUAACUGAAAACCCAGGGCAUCCAAGUGAUGUUUCCCAUGGUGUUCUGUGUUUGUUUUCUUUGAAAACUCAGAAAUAUCUCUACCACUGGUUUUUGGAACCUUCAGUGAUAGUACAAAGUUGUGAACCAGGGUUCCCACAUCUGGUGCUCACUGGCACAUCUCUGGCAGUACCAGCUUUUGACAUUAGUCAAGAUCAGCUUGUCCAUAAAGUAAUAAUGUAUGAGAAUGCAGUUCUAGCAGACUCUCUAUGCUUUGUGAAUCAGUGGGAUCAUUGUACCAUUCCAAUUCAUGCUUUAGAAGUGGCCUUAAAACUAAGGCAACUUGACACAGUUGCCUUCUUUUUGAAGAACCAAGACAAAGCUUUCACAAACAGAUGUGCUGCUCUCUACUCCUCAUCAGACUCUGUAUUGUCUUCUUUAAGUUCAGCAUCAUCAUUAGACGGUGAAGGUGUACUGGGUACCACUGAUGUGGUGGCAGUGACAGAGGCCCUUGUUAGUGCUGUAAACUACAAUAGUCAGCAACAACACCACCAGCAUUUCACAAGGCAACUUGCACAGAUGACCCUGAGUUACCUCCACAACUUAAUGGAAGAUGGAGCAAAGUUGUUAGACGGUGAAGACCUUAAAAGAUCUGCUAUUGGACACAAAACUGGUCAAGUUGCAUGGAGCUUAUUACACCAAGAGAUAAAAGAUUGCCUCGAUUUUCUGACUCUUAGUAUCGUGAAGCUUCGAGGUCAUCUCAGCAACAUUCCUCUCAAUGAUGAUGCUCAAAGUUCUGACAGUGUGGACUUUAAUCCAAUGCCAUUUGCAAGAUUGGAUGCAGAUGAGGUGGAUGGAUCCAUGACAAGGUGGAGCAGAAUGAAGGAUGAGGAUAUCGUUGAAGAUGCCAUUGCCAACCAAUAUAUUUGUUCAGCUCAAGCAUUUUUCCAGAGCAGGAGACUUGAAAAGAUGCCCUUAGAACACAAAACUGUUCAGUGUGAUGGAUCCCUUUCAAGCUUCACACAAGUUGGUCUUCAAGUGGUUUUUAAGAGACUAAUUGAUCACGACAUGGAAACUGUGACUACCCUGUUAACAAACAUGGGUCGGGAUGUUUGGCAACAGCUUCACAAAGUUUGUCUGUACACGCUUCACAGACCUCUCAGAGAUUUUCUGUUGAAUGAGCUAGAAUCAAGAGAUUUCUUGCCAGCUGAGGAAAGGAAUGUGGUGGAGUUUUCAAAAACCUUGGAAACUUUAUACAAUCAACCAUCAUUCACAGAAGCUAAGAAAAAUGUGAAGAUUAAUUACUUGAAAGACAGCUGGAGAGACCUUGGAUUGUUAAAAAGUUCUUUCAAUCUGGGUUCAGCUCAAAUCCUUGACACCUACAUUCAGAGUGGGAAUUUAACACCUGUGGACCUCAACAAGCAGGAUCAUUCAAAAGGCAGUAGUUAUGUUGAGGUACCUCUUGCAUGGGUUUGUUCUUGGGAUGAGCCAUCACGACAGAGAAUUGUAGCAGAUAGGAUUUUCUCACAUAAAGCUGGAGAUUAUAGUUGUCCACAUCCAGAUAUUGGGUUCAGUUCUGAAGCACUUUGGGAGUACCUCUCCUCUCAUAUGGACUGGCAGACUUUGUUAGGAUGGAUUAGAUCAAUUGCCCAUGAUAACAAUCCACCUCAUGACGAUCUCACACAAUAUGUGGGUGCGAUGAGUGUCGUUCAUGACUGGAACAUUAUAUUCCCUUCACUUCCGUGUUGCAUCUUCAGUGGAGGAAAUUUCUGUCACAAGGUUGUCAAAGCAAUGAUUAUGGAAGAGCUUUCAAGGAAUGGAUUGUUCACAACAUCUCAGCUGUCAAAUUUUCCCCUUCUUCUUCGAUGUUUGAGUACUUCCCAGGCAUUGUUUGGGCACAGUCUUCCAUUUUCCUCUGUGGAUGGUGGAUUCAGCAAGGAAUCCUUGCCUGUAGAAGGAUGUCUUCUAACUGUUUCCCAGUUUCAUCGAUGUUUUGUUGACUACUGCAUAAGACUGAGGCUUAUUAACCUUUUGUACCACUACAUAGACUUUUAUGGACUCUGUGAAUCUAAGGAGAAUGUUAGAGAACUCAACUUGGAAUCAAGUAGACCACACUGGGUUGACAUGCUUAUAAAAUGCCGUCUCUUGGGGCUCAAUUCUCAAGAUCCCUGUUCUGUUUUGCAAGCCAGUCUUGCCAUUGCUGGGUUUAUUUUAAGAGUAGAAUCGCCUUCCAUCAUGACCACUCUGAAAGCUGGACAUCCAGAAUUGGCUAUAAGCAGUCUUUUGUAUGGGCCAAACACACUGAGUCAGGCCAUCGUGUCAUCAGAAUCACAGUCAAACAUUUCAGUGUGGCAAGUAGAAGACAAAGUUCUUCAUGAUUCCCUUUUGAGUUUUCCCAAAGUACAUUCAGCUGUAUUCCCUGUUUCAUCUGGUAGCCUUGGCAUUGAAUGUCAGGAUGUGUCAGUUUACAGACUUUUACAGGGGAAUUCACCAUUUGAAAUAUCGCGACUUUUUGGUUGGCAGCCAACGAAUGACCUUGCCCCAAAGGGAGAUACCUCGUAUGAUAUGCAGCAUUUCUCUUGUGACUCUUUAGUUUUUCAACAUGCCCAUAGAGAACGUCUGACGUUCUCAUAUUACCUUCGUCAUGGUAGACCCUCUUUUGCGUUCGUAGCUUUUAUUGGAGAGAAACUUAAAGAUGUUAACGUGUCUAAAGCUAGCAUCCAGAAAGCAGCACUGAAAGCUUACAGAGUUGCUAUACAAAAUCUAACGAAUCCUUCGAUAUGCGCUGCAUGUGUGGUCUUCACUGAGAUGCUAGGAAUGGAUAGCAUGACCCUGAGGGUGGAUAUACAGGCUGCUAGUAGACUAUUAGCUCAUGGAGGAUCUCAUGAAGAUCUCUUUGGAGAUAAUGCCAUGAGAGAGAAUUCGAUGGCAGAUGCAAUUGCAUCAGAACUUUUGUCAUGUUCUGGAAAAGGCAGUGAAAAGCCUUUACGACUUUUAGUUGCUUUGAAAACGGCUACAAGAAAUAUCAUCAGUAAGGAUUGUUUGGACAAGACAUCAUUUGAAGCAGGCCAGCUGUGGAGUCUUGUGGUCCUAUUCUGUCGAGUUCACAAGAUGGAAUUUCCAGUGGCAUACUUACAGGAUUGUGCAGUUGCAGAAAAGUGGCUGCCAUUUAUUUGCCAUGCACAAGCUUGUCAAGUUCCAAAAGAGCAGGUGAUCUAUGUCAUUGAGCACAACUUCUCUAACUCUUACAUCCAAGAACAUUUGCUUUUGGCCUUUGAAAAUGUCAAGUUGAUUAAUGUAGAGAAUGUCUCUAGCAGUGAACUUGGCAAGAGGCGACCCCGGAAAAGAAAGUUGGUCAGGACAGGAGAACAGGUCAUGGCACCAUCUCGAGAUGUGCGUGCUCAGUUCUACUCUCGCAUGGGUCUCAGAGCAACAACAGCUGCACAACCUGAAACUGUCAAGGAGGAACAAGUGGUGCAUCCAUCAUGCAGCAGUAGUGCGGAAGAUGAGGAAAGCAGUAGAAUAUCGAGAAAAGGCGAUGAAAAGAAAUUGGAGAACAAGAAAAUAGAACAUCACGCGGAUGAUACAUUUGAUGCUGGGUUUUCAGAAAAGCUCCUCGAUGCCGAUGAAGUACGACAUAAUCUUUUUGACAUCCUGUUCAAAUGCCAAUCAGCAGAAGUUCCAUGGAGGAGCUUACUAGCCUAUUCAAUAACGCUUCAAAGGUCUCUGCUAUCCGUGCUUGCAACAUGCUUUCAGGAUUCCAGGCCACUUGAUUGCCUUUGCGCCUGGCUCUGCUCAACUGUGUGCCCAUCUGUCUUGAAACCUGCUGUAGCGUCUAUCCCAGGCAGUCGUCGGCGAGGCUCCUCGGAUGUACAAAAACUUCAGUGGCAUGACUGGACCCUGGGAGACCUUACAGCUCUCAUUUUAGCAAUUGUUGAAACGAGAGAGACACUUGCUCACACCCUGGCCAAGGCAUUUUACAUCUUUGAUCCGGCCAGUCCUCUUCUAAACUUUUUUCGUUUUCACGAGACCUUUUUGGUGCUCCGUGACUAUGAAACUUGUCAAGGAUAUUUGACUUCUUUCAAGAACACUUACCGCAAGUUAUCAUUGAAAGCCAUUGCCGACAAACACGAGGCUGCACUCAAGAUUGGAAGUUUGAAAUGGCUGGAAGAACUGACUUGUCAAGUCACGAAGCAUAUGCUCUCACGCUGUGACAAUGCCCACCAACAGGGCCAUUUACUUGCAAUUCUAGCAGCAAGCAAGUUUGGACGAAACUUUGAGUGUAAAGUACCCGCUUAUUGUGAGCUCCACGAAGUGAGUAAACUUCUUCACGGCACAAAUACGAACAUACGACUUGAGGUAAUGGUGGAGCAGGGAGAUGAAGCUGACAGCCAAGCUGAGAAGGAAAGAGUGCUUGGCUCCCUGCUCAACACUAAACAGUUUGCAAAGGCCAGAAGGUAUGCUGAAUUGAUGGGCUUGUCGAAUGAUCACAUUACAAUCAAACAGGUUGAUGCUGACUUAGAAAUUGCCAAGAAUUCCAUGUUGUGGGAAAUAGAGCAGGGAAGACUGGCUUUCUGGCACAGAGCAGAAAAGUGCUUCAAAGGCAAUGGUUGUAAGGCAGACACUGCAGGCUCAUUCUUUGAGAACCAAGCUAGCGAUACUGAAUUGUCAUUUAGUGAACGCGCUAUGCUUGUUGGGAUAGCUGUGAAGUGGUUUUCAAAUCCCUCCUCUAACCAGCAACCAAGACCAUUGGUGGAGCUGGAAGAUCUUCAAAAGAAACGCUGGCUGUAUAAGAUACGAGCAGAGAUUGAGAAAGAGGGCAGUUUAACCAGAUCUGUUAGCCAUCUAGAAUUUCUUUCGCACGAAAUGGAACUGGAAUUAUCAAGCGAAGUCAAAACAAACAGCAAAGUUUUGAUUCCUCUCAAAGCUGUUGAUUUGAAAGAACUAAUACAAGAGGAUACUGCCGAAGGACAACUUCACGGUGAAUGUCCACUGGAAACCGACAAGGAAAUCCGAGCGUUGGAAAAUAUCAUCGGUUGCCUGUUGGAACAUUGUCAUGUGAGCCAGGCGCAAUGGCUUGCAAGUUUAUUCAAUCACAGUUGUUUAGCAUUAGACGUGGUCAUGUCUUGCAUUCACUUGGCUCAAGGAACACGUUCCAUGGACACCUUAGAUGUCCAUGUAAAAAGCCUUCUCACCAGAAAUGCUCAGAGACGUGAAAGCCUUGGAAGAGCUAGCCCAUUCACACGGUCUGGUAGUUUUAUUUUCUCAUCGUCUUUCACGGAAAAGACUCCAAACGAGCGUCACGACUCCGUUUCUUCAUCUGAUUGGGUCAAAGUUGAAGAUAUCAUCACUACCAUGGAAAGCCUGGCUUUUCACAGUAAGCAGGGAAAGAGGUGUUGUUCCUGUGUCAUCACCUGCUACAAAGUUGCACAGACACUAGGGCAAGAUUACGAGGAAAUUGUGAAAAAGAAGCCCCUGAAGGUGCUCCAUUCGUUGUUACUUUCUGGAUUUGACAGCCGCUAUAAAAUGAUGGAGGGUUAUAUUAAAGCCGUUCAACUUGAUUCUGUAGAGGUAACUGAAUUUUUGGCCAGUAUCAUCUUGAACUCUCUCAUCGUUCACUGCACUGGUGAAGACAUUUCAGGGAAAGAAUACAGUGACUUAACCGUAAAUGCAGCACCGUCUUGUGAAGACAUAAGUCACAUGAUUCGCUUGUGUCCCGACUAUUCCGUGCUGGGCACUCGACUCUUAGAUGAGGUUACAACCUUAAUCAACGAACAUGCACCAGAAACCAUCCGUACUGGAGCACUGAGCUUGAAAGUGGAAUUACUGGUUCGCGCCCAUCAAUGUCACACUUUAGCCUGUAACAUGGAGGGUAUUGCAGCAGUUCUGCGACAUGGACGAGUACUAACAACUGCUUUGACUGAAUCCAGAGAUUACAUGCUCAUGGUUCGUUUGCUCACGGGUAUCGGAAGGUUCAAUGAGAUGUCUUACAUCAUUGACACACUCUUUGAGCACGAGCACUUUGAACUUCUAUGUCGGAAAGGAAUUGACAAGGAAAAUAAGCUGAAAGUUGCACUUCUUGAUUACUUAAGAAAACAACAUCCGGAGGAUACAGAUAAGUUUUCUCUGGUGGCGCAUCACUUUCGCAUGUACCGUGAAAUUGCUCAGACUUUGGAGGACACCGCCGUCAAACAACUGGCUAGUUUAGGAAAUUGUUUCCCAGGUAAGAAACACGGUCAGGGAAAUGCUGAGAAAGGAGCUGCAGAAGUUUUCGUCAAACUUAAUUCCAUUAUGAAAUCCUUCUGCUACGCUUCGGAUAACUAUGCUAAGGAGAACUGCUGGCGACAUUCACAGACCUGUCUUAAGAAUGCAAGAUUGGUUCACCUACAGAUCCAGUUUCUUUCCUCUGGAGUCACAGUAGUAAAUUUGAACGAUGUUGCUUUAAAGAAAUUCCUCGCCCAUCACACCCAUUUUUUUCAGUCUCUUCUAGUCGCUGAUGCGUAUAAAAAGCGUGACAUUUCCUUGUGGGUUGAUGCUAUUUAUAAUCAAGUAGUGAUGAAAGGCAACUUCAAUUACCUUCAAGACAUGAGCUCCGCCAUGCCUCUCGCCAACAGUCUUUUUGUUGAUGUCGUUACCAAGUACAAAAGUGAAAAUGCACGCACAUCUCAAGCAGCAGUUAAUAUGAAAAGGCUCUUGGGAUUUGUUACUGAUGUUAGAAUGCGCUACAAACUAGCCAUAGAUCUGAACUUCUGUGACCUGGGAACCAGCAUUCUUGAGGGAGACGGAGGGGCGUUUUUGAGAGAUGUCAUGGUUCCCUGAGUAAAGAGUUUCAAGGAGCACAGUAUAAAGGCUCAUGGAGCUUAAGCCCAUGUUAAGCUGAUCAUGUGCCACUUCUGUAGUAUCGUCCAGACAUCACUUAGUCUUUGAUCACUUUUUUUUAACUAUGUUUGCACUUUCAUUUAAUUCUUUUAAUCAUAGCGCAACUCCGUCUAGCUAAGUGCAUGGUUAGUCCUUUAGCAGUUAGUUUUAGUGUAAAAUUUUGUAAUAUAAAUCAACUUAGAAAUGAUCACGCAUCGACACUAAACAUCGUAAAUAACUCGGGUAUUGUUACCUUACACGGAGACACGAACUUUUUUCCAAGGGUUAGUCGAACCACAAUUAUGUUUGCAAGAUCCUCUUUGAUCCACUCCACAUUUCCUGUCCCAAACCUCACCUUUGGUACUGUUAUAGAAUCUACUCCCAUUAUUAAUUUUCUUAAUGAUAGCCCUCCCAUACCACGCAAUGAUUGAUCAUACAUGUACCAUUGUGGAAACCCGGAACAUGUUUUUAAUUAAUAAGUGUCAUUGUUCAACAACGGAAAGAUUCUCAGUCAACGCCACGAUUCACUAAACUACCUCACACUUUGAGGGCAAGCAAUGUAACAACAGGAAAUUUCAUUAUGCCUCGAAGAGCUGUUUCUUAAUUUCAUCAAAUUUUCACUAUUCUUUAUUUUUUUAAAAUUUUUUUGAUUCAGUAGCUUGAUAUUUUUUCCUCAUAGGUGAGUGCAUGCCGCAUUAGAACUAACACUUACAUUACUCUAAUAAAGGUGAACAGAGAAAACCGAGAUCGACAUAAUUAAUAUAUGAACAGUUACAGUUUAAGUAGUAACAAGGUCAGCUGGUAAAGAGCAUAUAUGAAUUCUGUUAAAAUCUAACCUAACUAAGGUAGUCACACAUACUCGAGCCAGCUAUAGAUUGUAUGCAGUUUACUUUCUUCUCUUUCUGUUCGCUUUCUUAGUCUGGUUCUCCUUAUGUGUUUCACUUACACCGUUGUAACCUUUCGUGGUGAAAUUUGUCUCGUUAUCCUCCAUAUUUACCUUGUUGCUACGAACUUCAUUUUCCAGUAAUGUCAACCUCUCUUCCAACAUGAGCAGGACACUUUCGAUCUGGUGGAUAAACAUAUGCAUGUGUUCAACCCGACAAAUGUUGCUAAAAUAGAAUGAUUGAUCUAUUUGAGUACAAAGCUUGUUGUUUCUUUGAU